GUGGGAAAGAGAAUCGGGAACGAGGGAAAAGAGGGCCUGCCUUCACCUGCAGCAGAAUUCCCCAACCCACCAACGAUUUGAGACCCAUCAGCUAUCCUCACCUGGUUUAGCCGGCCGGUUGAAGCCGUUGCUUGGAUCCUGGCCUCUGUUGCAUGCUGGCAGCUUCUGGAAGCCACAGGACUUCUUCUCAGCCCAUUCUGAGGAAAGCGAUGGAGAAGACAAGUCAGAAUUUCAGGGGAGGGAGCAACUUUCAUUUCACUAGAAAAAACCAUUAUAAUGUGUGAAAUGUGGAAUAUGCUUCACUGAAUGAGCACACAUAGCUCACAUCUCAAAAAGGGGAGAAACCGUUUAAAGCUAUGGAGAAUGGAAAGAGUUUAACUGAUAGUGGAACACUUAGAGCACAUCAAGGUACUCACAUGGGCAAGAAAAGAUUCCAAUGCAAGGAGUCUGGAAAGAGGGGAAACCUCAAUAUACAUCAGCGGACUCACACAGGAGAGAAACUAUAUAAAUGUAUGGAGUGUGGAAAGAGCUUUAGUAAUAGUGGAAGCCUUAGACAACAUCAACGGACUCACACAGGAGAGAAACCAUAUGAAUGUAUGGAGUGUGGAAAGCAUUUUAGUGAUAAUGGAAACCUUAGAAGACACCAACGGAUUCACACAGGAGAGAAACCAUAUGAAUGUAUGGAGUGCGGAAAGAGUUUUAGUGAUAAUGGAAACCUUAGAAGACACCAACGGGUUCACACAGGGGAGAAACCUUUUAAAUGCAUGGAGUGUGGAAAGAGCUUCAGUUGGAGUGGACACCUCAAUAGUCAUCUACAGACUCACACGGGAGAAAAACCAUAUAAAUGCAUGGAGUGCGGAAAGAGCUUCAAUUUAAAUGCGUCCCUUAGAAGACACCAACGGAAUCACACAGGAGAGAAACCAUAUAAAUGUAUGGAGUGUGGAAAGAGUUUCAGUCACAGUGGACAAUUCAACAUACAUCUAGAGACUCACACAGGGGAGAAGCCAUUUAAAUGCAUGGAGUGUGGAAAGAGCUUCAGUUUAAAUGCAAACCUUAGAAGCCAUCAACGGACUCACACGGGUGAAAAACCAUAUAAAUGUAUGGAGUGUGGAAAGAGCUUUAGUGAUAAUGGAAACUUUGGAAAACAUCAACGGACUCACACAGGAGAGAAACCAUAUAAAUGCAUGGAGUGUGGAAAGAACUUCAGUAGGAGUAGACAACUCAAUAGACAUCUACAGAUUCACACAGGGGAGAAGCCAUUUAAAUGCAUAGAGUGUGGAAAGAGCUUCAGUUUCAAUGAGUCCCUUAGAAGACACCAACGGACUCACACAGGAGAGAAACCAUAUAAAUGUAUGGAGUGUGGAAAGAGUUUUAGUGAUAAUGGAAACUUUGGAAAACAUCAACGGACUCACACAGGAGAGAAACCAUAUAAAUGCAUGGAGUGUGGAAAGAACUUCAGUAGGAGUAGACAACUCAAUAGACAUCUACAGAUUCACACAGGGGAGAAGCCAUUUAAAUGCAUGGAGUGUGGAAAGAGCUUCAGUUUCAAUGAGUCCCUUAGAAGACAUCAACGGACUCACACAGGAGAGAAACCAUAUAAAUGUAUGGAUUGCGGAAAGUGCUUUAGUGAGAAUGGAAAGCUUAGAAGACAUCAACGGGUUCACACAGGGGAGAAACCUUUUAAAUGCAUGGAGUGCGAAAAAAGCUUCAGUCAGAGUGGAAACCUUAAAUUACACCAGCGAACUCACAUGGGAGAAAAACCAUAUGAUUGCAUGGAGUGUGGAAAAAGCUUCCGUUUCAAUGCAAGACUUAAAACACAUCAACGGACUCACACAGGAGAGAAACCAUUUAAGUGCAUGGAGUGUGGAAAGAGCUUCUGUCAGAGUGGACAACUAAAUAUACACCUACAGAUUCACACAGGAGAGAAACCAUUUAAAUGUAUGGAGUGUGGAAAGAGUUUUAGUGAUAAUGGAAACCUUAGAAGACACCAACGGACUCACACAGGAGAGAAACCAUAUAAAUGUAUGGAGUGUGGAAAGAGUUUUAGUGAUAAUGGAAACCUUAGACAACAUCAACGGACUCACACAGGAGAAAAACCAUAUAAAUGCAUGGAGUGUGGAAAGAGCUUCAGUUGGACUGGACAACUCAGUAUUCAUCUACAGACUCACACGGGCGAAAAACCAUUUAAAUGCAUGGAGUGCGAAAAAAGCUUCAGUCAGAGUGGAGACCUUAAAUUACACCAGCGAACUCACACGGGAGAAAAACCAUAUGAAUGCAUGGAGUGUGGAAAAAGCUUCCGUUUCAAUGCAAGACUUAAAACACAUCAACGGACUCACACAGGAGAGAAACCAUUUAAAUGCAUGGAGUGUGGAAAGGGCUUCUGUCAGAGUGGACAACUCAAUAUACACCUACAGAUUCACACAGGGGAGAAACCUUUUAAAUGCAUGGAGUGCGGAAAAAGCUUCAGCUUAAAUGCAAAGCUUAGAAGCCAUCAACGGACUCACACAGGAGAGAAACCAUAUAAAUGUAUGGAGUGUGGAAAGAGUUUCAGUCACAGUGGUCACCUCAAUAUACAUCUACAGACUCACACAGGAGAGAAACCGUAUAAAUGUAUGGAGUGUGGGAAGAGCUUCAGUCAGAGUGGACAACUUAGAGGACAUCUUCAGACUCAUACAGGAGAGAAACCAUUUAAAUGCAUGGAGUGUGGGAAGAGCUUCAGUUUAAAUUCAAACCUUAGAAGCCAUCAACGGACUCACACGGGUGAAAAACCAUAUAAAUGUAUGGAGUGUGGAAAGAGUUUUAGUGGUAAUACAAACCUUAGAAAACAUCAACGGACUCACACAGGAGAGAAACCAUAUAAAUGUAUGGAGUGUGGAAAGAGUUUCAGUUACAGUGGACACCUCAAUAGACAUCUACGGACUCAUACAGGGGAGAAACCAUAUAAAUGCAUGGAGUGUGGAAAGAACUUCAGUCACAGUAGACAACUCAAUAGACAUCUACAGAUUCACACAGGGGAGGAACCAUAUAAAUGCAUGGAGUGCGAAAAGAGCUUCAGUUUCAAUGAGUCCCUUAGAAGACACCAACGGACUCACACAGGAGAGAAACCAUAUAAAUGUAUGGAGUGUGGAAAGAGUUUUAGUGAUAAUGGAAACCUUAGACAACAUCAACGGACUCACACAGGAGAAAAACCAUAUAAAUGUAUGGAGUGUGGAAAGAGUUUCAGUCACAGUGGAAAUCUUAGAAAACAUCAGCAGACACACGGGAAAGAAACCAUAUAAAUGUAUGGCAUGUGGAAGGAACUUCAGUCAGAGGGGAGCCCUUGAUUUAAGUCAAGAAACUAACACAAGAGACAAACCAUACAAAUGUCAGGAAAGUAGAUAGAGGGUCAGUCCUAGUGGAAGUCCUAUAUCAACAGACUCUUGAGCAGGAAGAACUUUUAUAGUUUAACCGUACAAACCCAUCAACAACUCAAGAGGAGAAGCAGUUUAAAUGGAAAGAUUUGCAGAAAGUGCUUUUGUUAUAAUGGAGUGUUUAAGAAACAUCUUGGGACUCUCACAGGGGAGAACCCAUUUAGAUAUAUGGAACUAGUGGAAUUCAGCCCGUUUAGUAAACGGGCGCUAGCUGGGCGGGAACAGAGGGGAAGCCCUGGGACGGCGCAGGCGUCGCCUCCACCAGCGGGGAUGUGCGUGGAAGACCCCAGGCUCCACCUGGGUGGUUUGCUGUGGCGGCGGGUGGGCGGUUUGUGUGUGUGUGUGUGUGUGUGUGUGUGUGUGUGAGAGAGAGAGAGAGAGAGAGAGAGAGAAGUGAGCGGGGCUUUUCUGGGAUGUGCCGCCUGCGCGAGCUAAGUGCGCAUUGCAGCCAGGCUGGUGGCAAGUUUGCACUCAGGGUCACUGUGGAAUAGGGAGGACUGAAUGUAUUGGGGGUGGGAAGGGUGGGGGGGUUGUGUGUGUGUGCGGUAUGUGUGUGGAGAGAGAUGUGGUGGUCAAGCCACUCCGGCUCCAGCCUCUUAUCAAAAGGUUGCUGUGGAUCCCGUUUCCCUAAGCAACACCCAAUAAAAGCCUCCAUAAAAAAUAAAAAUAAAAUAAAAGCACAGCCGAGAGAGGGGCAGACGCAGACGGCUUUCUCUCCCCUUCGCCCCAAAUGCUUUAAUUUCCCCUCAAACGCGGCCUGUCUGGACGGAGGAAUCGAGGCUCUCGUUCGCUCGCUCGGCUUUGUGGGCGUUGUAGUUUCCCUUUCCCUCCUCCCUGCGCGGUAUUAGAGACGGCUGUGUCGGGACGGGGGGUGGGUGGGCCGUGGCGGGCCAGGAG
Messenger RNA from Zootoca vivipara (common lizard), 4307 nucleotides. NCBI's taxonomy places the organism in Eukaryota, Metazoa, Chordata, Lepidosauria, Squamata, Lacertidae. The record is from RefSeq and is a predicted model, not a curated record.